UGUUGAUGUUGUGUUGUAUAUUGUUGUAUGCAGUGUCAUUCUGUAUGCUGUAUUGAAGUUCGUUCGUCUCAGUACAAGUUUUGUUAGUUCUGGUUAAGCGUACAUUAAAUGGGCUCAAUUGUUUGUACCGCUGCAUCGGUGAGUAUCGAUAAAAAAUAUGAAUUGGUUCUUUGAUAACAAUACAUCAACUUCUUCCAACCAAUGUAAUACAUACAGCCAGCUGGUAUACAGUGCAGUUUCAUUUUUCCUCGUUCCUUCUGGUGAAUUCUCAAGGUAUUCCUGAGGUUAAUUAAACUUGUCUAAAAGCCAGUUAUAGGCUAUGUGAACGAUCACAUCGUCCACUUUCUCCACAUACGUCUUGACAGGACGGUGUUAUUUCAAAUUAUCAUGCUAGUGAUCUUUUGUAUCACAAUUGUCAUCUUUGAUUUCUGCGGGAGUUAUCGGUAGAUCAAAAUUCUUUGAAGCUGUGAAUGAAAUUCUGGAAACUCUGGAAUGGGGAGGGUUAAAGGAUGCCAUAAAGGGUGUAGAUUUUUAUUUUUAUUAUUAUAACAAUAAUUAGCAAUUAUCGGAUGAGGCCAAUUAUGAUAUGAAGAAUUAUACAGAUCGCGGAGGGUGUUAUCUGAUUAUGCCCUUCAAGAGCUGCAUAACUUUUCAUAUCAUGAAAGCAAAAUCCAAUAAUUUCUUAUCUGUUAAAAAUGUGGUGACAGGAGUGCAUUAUGACAAAUAACAUUGUUUGUUUUUGUCCGUUUAGUUUGCCUGUUGCUGCUGUUCUACAGCUGCCAGUUGUUGUUGUGCGUGCUGUCCAUCAUGUCGCAGUUCAACGUCCACCCGUAUUAUGUAUACUGUGUUUUUACUACUGGGAACUAUUUUGUCUUGCAUCAUGUUAUCUACAGGCAUACAAGAUGCAAUGGUAGAAAAGGUAUCGUAAAGUUUGAGUUAAUCUAUCAACAGCAGGCGUUAUUGGUAGGUGUCCAUUUUAAUAAUAUAUAUCAGGGCCCAGUUGGAAAGCAGAUUAACUUCUUAUUUACUUACUUUGUCCAAUCUCCAAAUCGAGCCAAUUCUAUGGCUUUUCAAUCACUCGAAACAUGCUACUCAGGUCCAUACUCCUAAUAGUACAAUGUAGUUGCAGUUUUCCGCUAACUAGAAUUAUUUGGAUCAUAUGCCACCAGUCAGUGUAGUAAGGCCAAUAUACCAGUUUGUUGAUGAUUGACCAAAUCCACUACAGGAGACUGUACUGUCAGGAGCACUGCAGCUAGCUUGCGAGUCAGGUUCAGGUUUUUUUGGCUCUAGUUUCUGGUUUCACCCGCCGGGUGAAACUAGAAACUAGAGCUGAAAAAACUGGAUGCUGUCACAGGCUACACUAUUGCCUACCCCAGGAUUAUUUGUCGUUGAGGCUUUAAGUACCCCUCUAGUAGUAGAAUAAGAUUGCAGUAAUAAUUGCCUUUAGCUUUUAGUGGUUGAUAUUCUAUGGGCUUAUUUGACUUUUUUUUCUUACCAUAAGGUACCAUUUUUGAGCGAAGCUUGUGAGGCAGCCUCAUUAGAACCAAAAUGCAACCUUCUGGUUGGAUACCUGGCUGUUUACAGAAUUUGCUUUGGAAUGGCAGCGUUCUUUUUUCUUUUUAUGAUUUUAAACUUUGGUGUUAGUUCAAGUAAGGAAUGCAGAGGAGGACUGAACAAUGGGUGAGCAACAAGCUCAUUCCCAGAUUCCUCCCCUCAGUAGGGGAGGAACCUGGGAAUGAGGUUGGGUGAGCAUCAGCACCGAAAAUAAUAAAUUGUUUUGGACUUGCCUUUGGCUCAUGAUUCACAAAAUUAGCCUUUUGUUACAUUAUCGCUUUUCAUUUAAUAAGUUUUGUCAGAGCAUUCAAUUUGUAACUUAUGUUAUGCAACCAGCUACAUUAACCCCCAUUGUUAAUAGCAAGUAAUUAGGUCUUUUCAUAUCUUUUGUUUAGAACAGUAAUGUGUGUUUCAUCUAUGUGAAUUUAGUAGCUCUACUUAAGGCAGUUUUUUUCUUUUCAAUCAAUGCAUUAAAAUGUUUCAGAGUUUAGUCUAGACUCUGUUUUCACCUUUCUCAUGUUUUCUCAAUAUCAAUGUCUGUCGCUUAAAAAAGAAAUGUAAAUUGUACUUGAGAGUAUUGUAUAUAUGCAUGUAAGCUAAAAAAGAAUGUUUUGAUUUAAUUUUAAACUUUAAAGGUUUUGGGGACUGAAGUUUCUUCUUUUGGUGGCUUUGUGGGUGGCUGCAUUUUUCAUUCCUCGAGGGCCAUUUGGACAAGGUUAGUCAGACCAAGUGAAUGCAGUGAAACUCUAUUUUCUUUUCCUUUAAAAAGUACUCCAUAACUUUUUAGCAGAUUAAUUCUCAUAGAAUGUCAUGAACAUCAUUCAGAAAAACCUUAAAACCUCAAAGCAGUUUUGAGUGCUGCUUUGUGAGAGUAUUUUGCAAUGUUUGGCAGAUGGAUUUUUCACUAGAAUUUGGAUGAUUCUGUGUGAAAAUGUUGAAGCUGUCAGUGCCUGCAUGAUUGUCAUGGCUUUUUGAGUAUAGUUUGAAAAUUUCUGUUUACAGCCAGGUUUAAAGGGGCCAAAAUUUUCUUGGGCCCUUAGUUAAGCAGACAAUAAAUACUAAAAUCCACUUCAAAAAAAGCCUUUAUAAGGUACUGUUAGACUUGAACAAAACAAACUUAACUAAUAACGUAAAAAGCAAAUUGAACCACUCCAUAUAAUGAGUAUGGAUGUAGUUGUUUCAGGUUAUGUACUGUACAGCAAUAUAAUAAAAAAUAUUAGCUUAAAUGUAAUCAAAAGGGACAACUCCUGCAAAUGUACCACAAACGCCUGGUCCAGCUUACACUUUUUGUCACACUUAAUAUUGUCAUUGCUUUUCCCAAGCUCAGGAUUAGUAUCAUUUCAAUAACACUUUUUGAAAAUAAUUUUCAGCAUGGAUGUACAUUGGUUUUAUUGGUGCCUUUGUGUUCAUUCUGAUCCAGCUGAUUUUGAUGAUUGACUUCGCACACACCUGGAAUGAAAUUUGGUGAGAUAAACCCCACUGUACCAGAUUUUCAUACCCUGUCUCAUACUAAACUACUUGAAAGUUAAGACCAUGAUGGAAAUCAGUCAGAAAAAGUCAAAAGAAAUAUUGUUGUAGGGGAUGAUUGUGACGAUAACCGCUCUUGACUUCUUCCCACUAUUUUGCCAAAGACUAAAAAGGGGUUAUUGUUAAUGGACACUUUCUGAGCAGUAUUUAAAUAAGCAUUUCUGGUUUUAUUAUUAGUUGGAGAGGGCAUUGUUGUUUCCUAGUCCAAAUCUGGCUAAAUAACAUUUGGUAUUCACUGUAGUUUCAGCUUUCCAGGUCCAUACAGUUCACCUGACUUAAUAAAAAUAAAUGUUAAACAAAUGGCUCAGCUCAGUGUAUACUUAUUGAGUUGUGGCUGCAUGCAGGAUGUGGAGUAAUUACUUGUUGUGUUUAAUAGGGUAUGUCUCAAUUUGGAUUGUAAAACCAACCAAUAUACUGAGUGCGCACUAGCUUUUGUCAACUAUUGGUCAAGUACCCAUUUCACUACCAGUAUUAUUAGAGUGUGUUCUAAAAUACUUUUUUUGAUCUUACAUGUAGGUUAUAACAGCAAGUAAAGUUUAACAUAUCAAUAAAGAAAGUUCAUUAGAAUGUUUGUUUCACCAGGACAUCAAAGGCUGAUGAUGGCAACAAGUGCUGGUAUUCUGGUGAGCAUUUACUAACAAUGAAUUUAGUGAAACAGCAAAACUAUAAAUUAUUGUUAUUGUUACUUUUUUGUUACAAAAAAGAAUGAGAAAGUUGGCUUUUGUAAUAGCAUGGUAGAAGUGAGCCACCUUCAGCUGUCAUAUUAUACAUGAAAUGUAUAUUAUCUUUUUGUGAUACAUGUACUUUUGUCAACAGUGGAUGAUUGAUUCGAGGUACUCUUCACAAACGCUCUGUGGGUGUCUGGAUAGCACAGUGUAGACCUACAGAAAUAAACUGUAGUUAUUGAUUCUACAUCCAUUCUACAUGUACUUGAAAGGAUUUGUUAUUAAUUUUUUAAAUGAGUUUAAAAAACAAGAUGAUUUUCUUUGUCCUCCCACUAGGACUUUUCUUCUUUAUGUUUGUCUUUUUUGCCUUGGCACUGACGGGAUUUAUAUUAUCCUACGUCUUUUUCACAGGGGUAUGUGUAGAUUAUAUUUGUUAUAUAAACUAGAUUGAAAAGUCUCUCAUUACAUACAAAUAUGAUACGAUAAGUGACUGUAGAACUAGGUGCUAAAGUAUUGUUCCUAUAAUGGCUAUCCUUUGGUGACAUAAAAGUCAAUUUAUUUGAACAAUUAAACCAACUGAAAGAACCUUUAAUAUUUUACAGAUAUAUAAGGGAUAGGAUUUUUCUUGGUCUUUUCCAUUCUACCUAUUGUCAGGUUUUCAGUGACGUUCCAGAGUCUCCAGGGCAGACGUGUCCUAACCAGCAUAGACAGUUUCUGAUUACAGCAUGGCUUUCAGUAACAACAAUAUCAAUAUUAUUUUCACCCAUGCUCUUUGUAAUGUAUAUGUUGUAAUAUCAUUAAUAACAGUUUUGAUCGAUUGUGGUUGUUGUAUUUUCAGUCAAGUGGCUGCCACCUGAACAAGUUCCUCAUCAGCUUUAACCUCAUCAUGUGUUUUGUCAUCUCUGUGAUCUCAAUUCUUCCUAAAAUUCAAGAAGGUGAUCUUCUUCUUAUAGCGUAGUUUUAGUUUUUUUGUGUGUUUUCCACUUGGGUUUGGUUUUCAUUUACACAAAAGCUACUGUAAUGUCACAUAUCAGGAUGUUCAUGAGGCAUGGGAGAUCAAAGAAUUCCCCUGUUAAUUAUGUAGAAUUCUCCGGCAAAUGUUCGGUAGCUUAUGACUAUUUUGUACUCCCCCAGACGUGAAGCCCCUUUCAAAAUAUUCUCGUGGAAUGUUACACCUUCCUCCUGCUACUUGAAUUCUCAGUGAAAACCCUGCAUGCAUAUGAAAGGUUGUAUGGUGUACUUGGAACUCAGGAAUUUGAUGUUCUGGCACGUAGUUUUUGCUCUUUUUUUCUUUUAGCUCAACCCAAGUCUGGUCUCCUUCAAGCGUCCAUUAUCUCCUUGUAUGCAAGUUAUCUUACCUUGUCUGCUCUUUCCAACCAGCCAACAGAUCAAGGUAGAGCUUUAUACAUGUAUAUGCAUUAUUUACCAAGCGUGAGGUCAAGAUGGCUGGAUUUUGCCCAAUUUUUGCUUGACCAAGAUGAAGUUACAGUCUAUAAAAAUGCCGAAAAUAUUUGAAAAAGAAAAGAACAAGGCCAAUAUGUAGCCAUGUUGACCAAACAAGUUUGGUCAAAAAUAGAUUUCUUAUGUGCAUGUGCAAUAAUGGAUGUUUUUCUUGCGGAGCCAAUGCAAGUAAUCCUGAGCUUGCUAGAUAGAAGAUGCCCAUCUUGCCUUCUUGGGUAGCAAAUCAGAACUCAGGAUUUUCCUCACGUUGCCCACAAGUGGAAACAGCCUUAGUUAAUAAACGCCUCUGAAUUCACAUUUUUAAAUACUGUUAAUGUAACGGUUUUCACCAUUGUGUGUGCUUGUUUGUUUAAUGUUACUUCUUUUUAUUGUCAUUCCUCAUUCACAAGGAAAAGAAAUUUGUGGAUCUUCCUUGGGAACAAUUGAAAAUUCAGAGACAGUUGCUUUGGUUGUCGGGCUCCUUGUAAUGUUUAUUCUUGUCGUUUAUUCAAGGUCAGUCAUAUUACCAUUCCCCUCUUUUUUCCCAACAAAAAUAUUUGUGUUGUUAACUUCAUUUUCAGUUGGCCAUAUUCUGAAAAUAAAAACUCAUAAAAAUUUUAAAUGUGUAAUAUUAAAGAGUCUCUAAUAACGGUGAAUCACUCUCUCCGAAACCGCAUCUUUUUUAAACGGCUUUUUAGAUUGGUUAAGGUCCCGUCCAUUUGAAUGUGGAUUAAAAAAUGAUUGUACCAUUUUUCCUACUUUUUACGGUGUCAUGCGGUUUCAGAAAUGUGUGGGUUCAUGUAGAUGGUUCUAAGUGAUAGAAUGCCAGCUCUUUUAAGGAAUUUCUUCAGAGACUUCAUAGAUCUGUACAUGUAUGUUCCAUCGACCCCAUAAAUGUUAAAUGUUUGCUCGGUCACUUGCGACCGAGGGCCACACCACUUUUUCCAAAUUGAAAGCUGGCCGUAAGUUGAAUUAACGUUCGACACGACACGGUUACUACUCCUGUAACGUUUUUUUUCCAGCAUAAGAACUGUUGGAAGUGCUGAUAAACUGGCUCCAGCCGGGCCUUCAAGCAGUUCCACCAAAGGUAGGUAGCUUGUACCACUAUUAUUUCCGCUAAUUGCAAGUUUUCGAAGUAAAGUUUGAAAAGAAACUACAAAAUUGAUAAAACUGGUGGUCAUGAUACUAAAGCAGAACAUUCAAGCAGUUUACUCUAGGAUAGGGUAUAUAAAUCAGAGCGUUUGGGUCUAGAAUAGGGUAUCAUUUUUCAGGAAACUGAUCAGUUGGUUGAAGAUUUUAUCUAGAUUAGGGAAACAGCUACUCUAGGAUAGGGGGGAUUUGGGGAGUUUACUCUAGUAUAGGGUAGCAAAAUUCAGCUGAACUAGCUCUGGUAUAGGUUAAGGGUUCCAGGGUUCCAGCAGCUCAUCCCCACCGAGAAAUUCCUAAAUCCCCCCCGCCCCGGGCAGAGUAGGCCCGUGGCCAUUCUCGAGUUGCCCCAAGCCUCUGUUUCAAAGCGAGGCUAAGUACGAUGUUUGAUGUUUUAUUCUCAUGCUAAUAAAACUCGUGAUGAUUUUCACAAGAAAUGUUUUGCAAAUCGGACGUGGCCUAUUUAGACCUACGAAACACAGUGCCAGGAUUUCCUUUCCUGAUCACGAGGGAGUGAAUUGCAUCCGCUUCCACCGUUGUCAUGAUAAGUUAUUUGGCUUUUUUAUUCUCUCUUUCAUUAUUUAUAAUACAGUAUUUUCACUUUCACCUCAGAUGAUGAAGAGAAAGGACAACAGUUGAUAAACGACGAAGAAGAUAGCGUGGCGUACAGCUAUUCUUUUUUUCACUUUAUUCAUUUCCUGGCGUCAUUGUAUAUCAUGAUGAUGCUAACGAAUUGGUACAGGUACGUGGCAAGGGGUGUGACACCCUCUAAUUCCCACUACAGUCAACUCCCGCCUCGCUGGGAUAGCAGAGCAAAAAUUAUGAACGUUUGACAGGAACAAACUCUCUCUUGCUUACUUGCGAAUACGCUUAGCCUUUUGAUCCUAACAUCAUAACUGUUAAAAACUUUGCUAUGAUUACCAGAUCUGAGUACAAGAAAAAACCGAAUGAAUUGUGGUCUAAGUAAUAAAUGAUGCCAUCUUGCAUGGAAAUGCCCUUCCAUAAUCUGCCACGCGCUUAUAAGGUCUUCCCACUCAUAAGCACCCCCCGCCCCUAUUGAUAGGCCCAUCUACCUAUACACAACAAAAAAGGCAUUCCAUUAUAAGCCCCCCUUCCCCAGAUGUAACCCCCCUCUAGCAUGUAUUGAAAUGAAUUUGAUUCAUAACGACUUUGUGAAGCUUAAUGAAAAACCAGUAAAUGCAAAACUUAUUUUAUCAGCACUGCUAUAGUUUGUUUCAAAGCGUUUUAAGUCCCUCCGUUUAUAACCCCUCCAAACCCCUCACGAAGAUGUAUAAGCCCAGUUCUUUUAAGCAGCAGUUUACGGUAGUUUCUUCUCUUAUCUUUUUUUUCAGUCCUCAGGGUUCUAAGCUGGAGGAGUAUCAGCGGACGAUUGGUUCAUUGUGGGUGAAAAUGGUAUCGUGUUGGCUCGGUUUUCUGCUUUAUCUCUGGACACUUCUUGCACCUAUUUGUUUCCCUGGAAGGGACUUCAGCGCUACCCUCUCUCGCUGA
This is a messenger RNA of Porites lobata, 7841 nucleotides long. The record is from the annotation of a GenBank genome assembly. Lineage: Eukaryota; Metazoa; Cnidaria; Anthozoa; Scleractinia; Poritidae.